AUGGCCACCCCACAACCUGCAUCAACAGAAGCCAUCUCGCGGAACCCGUCAACACUCCUCGGUCAUCCUAUCCUGGAAGGAUGGAUGCUCAAGAAGAAGAGGAAAAAAAUGCAGGGCUUCGCCCGAAGAUACUUCUAUCUGUCCCAGGAACCCGCCGUGCUCUCAUACUCCUUCUCACCCAACUCGCGAAUCAGGGACUCGGUCUUAAUCAAACUGGCCUCGAUCUCCAUCUCAAGGAAAUCAAGAUCGAUCCACAUCGACUCCGGCGGCUCACUCGUCAUGCAUAUCAAAACAUUGUCCGAUCCCGACUUCCUCCGCUGGACUCACACCCUCCAAUCACUCGUCACCAACGGAAACCUCAAAGAAUGUCAGCGGAGACCCCGCCAAAAUCCCAGGGGGGCUGCCUCAAAGGCUUUACCAAGAUACUCCGAAUUCAAUCGCUCUGAUGGCGGCCCCUCUCUCCGAACAGUCGAACUCAGUAACCUAUACCAUUCGGUAGCUCGGAUGCAAGACCCACUGUCCAUGCUUGAUGGGGUUCAAAAUGAACUACACGAGUUGCUCUUCACAUCCCACUCCGACCCGUCCUCAGCACCUCAAUCUAGUACCCCUGCCCGCCCACGCUCGCCACCAACAUCUAUUCCCCAGCCUCCACACAACCCUCCUACGACCUCUCCCAAGCUUCAGUAUUCGACACCCAAGGGGAAGAAACCUCAUCUGUUCAAGCACUACAGUCAUCAUCAGAUCCCGAGCUCAGUAGAUCCCCACAAAGUUUAUCAAACCAUCACCGAGGCCAUCACCCAACUCAAGACCGAGCAUCUCAACCUCAUCGACCUCAUCAACAUCCAUCGCACCUCCAUGGUCUCUGAUCAACCCUCCAAGCUCUCUCAAAACAUCCCAAGGACAAACCCCUCAGUCCACGUCGCCCGCAACCCGCGUCAAUCCACCAAUUCCUUCUCCCACAGCGCCUCCGCCUCUGACUACGUCACGCCCUCCUCUUCCGCCCCCGGCUCCCAGCUCGCCACGCGUCGACGCUCAUCUACAGUGACCAAGACCAACCAGAGAAUGCUCCAUGAAGCCUCAGAGAUCUCUUACGUCGUCACCAAUGCUUCGGACGACGAUGGGGCCGACUCUGAGAACGAUACCGUCUUCCAUGAUGCUGCCGAUGACGAUCUGGUGUUUGUGGACCUCGAUCUGAUCAAUAAUGGACAGGAGACCGAGGUGGAGAUGGCCGGCACGCUGGACUCGAGCAGCGGGAAUGAUUCGGAUAGUGACUGCUCUAGCUCAUCGCCGGAGGAGGAGGAGGAGCAAGCCAAGACUGAGAACAGCCUCCGAUCAAUACUGCAUGAUGUCCCAACCCCUCGCCAGAGCCUCAGCCACCAAGACCCAGCAUCAUCAGCCAAUGAUUCACUCGAGCGGGACGACAGACUAGAUCUGUCUUCUCGAAACUCGUCAGCCAGCUCCCUCUACAUGCCCACCAGUCAAGUCGUCAAACGGAGGACGACUCUACCUAGUCCAGUAUGCGGUGACGAGUUCAGCAUCUUCUCAAUGCUCAAGAAGAAUGUCGGCAAGGAUCUCUCGCAAAUCUCGUUCCCCAUCUCAUUCAACGAGCCGCUCUCAGCAACCCAAAAGAUCUGCGAAGAGUGCGAAUAUGUCGACGAAUUACUCACGAAAGCGGCCAGGAGUGAUGCGGAUCCGGUCGAGCGACUGAUGUACAUUGCCGGCUUCGUCGUCAGCGGUUUCUGCCACACCAAGACACGAGCGAUCCGGAAACCAUUCAAUCCUAUGUUAGGCGAGACCUACGAGUGUAUCCGGCCUGAUAAAGGAAUGAAAUUCUUGUCCGAAAAAGUUGUUCAUCAUCCACCCAUGAUUGCUGCGUAUGCUGAAGGCAAGAAUUGGAAGCUUGAGAUCAACUCCUCGGCCCGCCAGAAGUUCUGGGGCCAGUCAUUGGAGAUCAUUCCUGAAGGGCUUAAUCGGUUGACAAUAUUUAACCCCAAGGGGAAGGAGGAUAGUCCGGAAGUUUAUGAAUGGGAUAAACCGAGCUCGUUUGUUCGAAACCUAGUCUCAGGGACGAAGUAUCUCGAACACAUCGGCAAGAUAACGAUCAGCAAGCAGAACAGCACGGAGAAGGCGACAGUAGAGUUUAAGCCGGGGAGCACGUUUGGAGGGGAAGGUUCGCGAAACAAGGUGGAAGUGAAGGUGUACGACAGCGAGGGACGAGUGGCGAUGUCGGUGAACGGGAAGUGGGACUCGUAUCUGAGCCGGACGGACAGCCAGCAGAAGGUGUUCGAGGCCCAUCCGUUGCCGGCCCGGUCGGCGGAGUUCUACGGGCUGACCCAGUUCGCCAUCGAGCUCAACGAGCUCACCGACGACUUCCUCCUCCAGCCUCCCCCACCCACCGACGCCGACUCGUCGGACGCUCCCAAACAGAACACCCGUCUGCCGCCCUCGGAUUCCAGACUCAGACCCGACCUCCGCCUCUACGAGAACGGCCUCGUCGACCAGGCUGACGCCGUCAAGAAAGCCCUCGAAGAGAAACAGCGCGCCCGCCGCAAACUCGCCGAGCUUGAUGGGCUUCUUCCUGCCUGGUUCGAGCUCGAUGAAGACGGCAAGAACUGGGUCUACAAGGGCGGAUAUUUCGAGAACCGUCAAGGCGAAAACCCUGAAUGGCAAGACUUUGAUUUAUUCUAA
Molecule: messenger RNA, 2688 nt
Organism: Puccinia triticina
Lineage: Eukaryota; Fungi; Basidiomycota; Pucciniomycetes; Pucciniales; Pucciniaceae
Exons: 9
Coding region: 1-2688 (895 amino acids)
Biological process (GO): piecemeal microautophagy of the nucleus; exocytosis; maintenance of cell polarity
Cellular component (GO): intracellular membrane-bounded organelle; perinuclear endoplasmic reticulum; plasma membrane
Molecular function (GO): sterol binding
Source: RefSeq, a predicted model, not a curated record